Messenger RNA from Meloidogyne enterolobii, 1140 nucleotides. The record is from the annotation of a GenBank genome assembly. Lineage: Eukaryota; Metazoa; Nematoda; Chromadorea; Rhabditida; Meloidogynidae.
UUAUUUCACCAAAAAAUGCUUCCAACAUUUCAAUCCUUUGACGACAAAAAAAUUACAAAAACUUUUCCAAAACGCCCAAUUAAAUUACCCAAACAAAUUGCUUCUAAAGCACUUCCAACUCAAAAAAUUAAACAAAUGAGUGCAAUGACUACAUCUAGUUCAACAACAGCAAUUGCUGAUGUAAUUAAUGAGUCUGCUCCAGUUACUCAAAAUUUUAAGUCUACACCGCAUCCUACCACAAUUCCAUCAACACCAAUUUCUCAUACUCUCUUUACAACUACAGACUCCAAUAACGAUUGUGCUAUGAUUGAAUCCUCUAUCCAAGUCUCAAAACAUCGUCUAGAAGCUUUAUAUACUCAAUUUGAGGAGAAUAAAAAUAAAAUUGUUGAUUCUUCUCUACAAAGCAAAAUUCAUCGUUCUGGAUCACUUACAAAUGUUUUGUCAAUCAUUUCCAAAUUUGAGAUGAAAAAGACAGAAGUGGAAGUGGAAUCAAAAUAUCUUGAGGAGGCAAAACAAAAUUAUAUUCAGGCUUUGGCAAAAUAUGAUAAGAAGACUAUUGAAGCCUUAAAAGAAGUUGGAAAUAUUACUGAGGAGUUUAAUGGUUUAAUUGUUAAUUUGGAAAAGCUUCCCAGCACCAGUCAAGACAAUAAUUUAAAUAAACAACCUAUUACGGCUGAUAAGGAGGUUCAAGCUUGCCCUCCUCGUGUGUUGUUCAAAUCUCCUUCAGCUGAAUUUCUUCCUACAAUGCAAAUUGUUCCUCUUCCUCCAUCACCAAUUUUACGAAGUAGCAUUAAAUCCAAAAAUGUUCCAAAAGGAAAUGUUACACCUGUAUCGUUUAAAUUCUACAACAAAGAAGAUUAAAGAAGAGGCGGUAAAAAAAAUUAUUUAUUUAUUUUUUGUCUCGUUUUGGAUCAGAACUGUUUCGAAAUUUCGAUUUUUCGCAGGGGGUAAUACUCUUCACUAGUUUAAUAAAAAUUUUUGGUUCGAAUCCGGAUAUUUGGAGAUUUCCUAGGAUCCCCAACCCAAUUCCUAACUACGAGCGACAGCUGAGCACCAAACAUACUCACACAACACCGGUAAAUUAUUUCCAAUUUUUUUCGAUUUCCGUUUUCAAAAAAAUUUUUUUGUUUCGAAACAGCU